Molecule: messenger RNA, 582 nt
Organism: Jaculus jaculus (lesser Egyptian jerboa)
Lineage: Eukaryota; Metazoa; Chordata; Mammalia; Rodentia; Dipodidae
Gene: Icos
Product: inducible T cell costimulator
Exons: 4
Coding region: 1-582 (193 amino acids)
Biological process (GO): cell-cell adhesion; T cell tolerance induction; T cell costimulation
Source: RefSeq, a predicted model, not a curated record
AUGAGGCCACAACUAUGGUGUCUCUUUGUCUUCUGCUUCCAAUUUGAAGCUCUAACAGGAGAAAUCAAUGACUUUGCAAGAUAUGAGAUGUUCUCAUUUCACAAUGGAGGUGUGCAAAUAUCGUGCAAAUACCCAGAGAAUGUUCAGCAGUUGAAAAUGCAGUUGCUGAAAGGGAAAGAAGUACUCUGUGACCUUACCAAGACCAAGGGGAGUGGAAACACAGUGUCCAUUAAGAACCAGAAGUUCUGUCCAUCUCAGUUAUCAAACAACAGUGUCUCUUUUUUCCUAAAUAACCUGGACAGUUCCCAUGGAAGCUACUACUUCUGCAACCUAUCGAUUUUUGACCCUCCUCCUUUUCGAGAAAAGAUCCUUAGUGGGGAAUAUUUGCAUAUUUAUGAAUCACAGCUUUGUUGCCAACUGAAGUUCUGGCUACCCAUAGGAUGUACAGCUUUUGUUGUAGUGUACAUUUUGGGAUGUGUAUUCAUCUUCUGGUUUACAAAAAAGAAGUAUGGAUCCACUGUACAUGACCCCAACAGUGAAUACAUGUUCAUGAGAGCAGUAAACACAAACAAAAGAACCUAA